This is a messenger RNA of Chlorella variabilis, 462 nucleotides long. RefSeq lists its product as hypothetical. The record is from RefSeq and is a predicted model, not a curated record. The transcript has a single exon. Bases 1 to 462 code for a protein of 153 amino acids. NCBI's taxonomy places the organism in Eukaryota, Viridiplantae, Chlorophyta, Trebouxiophyceae, Chlorellales, Chlorellaceae.
AUGGCGGCGCUCGCGAGCGGCCGGGCCGCUGGCGGCAGGUUGCUGGCACUGGAAUCCUCCGACCGCAUGCCGCUGGUGUGCGGACUGUUGAUGGCGGCCCUUCUAUACAUGCCCUGCCUGGCAGCCGGCCAGCUGGACGACAGCUACAGCGGCGCCGGGCAGGCGCCGGCAACGCAGACCUCUGCCGCCGCCGCUGGCGCCGGCACCGAGCCGCUGUGGCAGCGCUACGAAGCCAUGUUUCCAGUGCCCCGCAUGGUGCCUGUGGUGACGCGCAUGAUGGGGCACGAGGUGCUGUAUCAGGUCCCCGACAGCCCUCGUGCCACCCUCUUCAUCGCGCCAGGCUGCUCCCACGCCGCGCACGACUGGUGGCCCGCCUCGCCCGCCUGCCCCGACUGCCUGGGCCUGCCAGAGGAGCUGGCGCACACGCAGCAGGCGCUGGGGCGGCGCUACGCAGGCGAGUGA